This is a messenger RNA of Camellia sinensis, 3918 nucleotides long. RefSeq lists its product as uncharacterized. Lineage: Eukaryota; Viridiplantae; Streptophyta; Magnoliopsida; Ericales; Theaceae. Gene Ontology annotation, molecular function: protein binding; ATP binding; protein kinase activity. Gene Ontology annotation, biological process: protein phosphorylation. The record is from RefSeq and is a predicted model, not a curated record.
CAAUAUACCCUAGCAUGUGCUCUAAAUUAUUAUUCCCGAUUCUAAGCGUACAGAUACAAUCAAAAACAAGAAGACAAAGAAAACUACUAACCUACAAAGAAGACAUAGGCAAGAAUAGUAAUUUUGCCGGAUAUGUACAUACAAGAGAAGGCUUCCUUUCCUCACUAUAUUUAAAACCUGCAAAAUCAUUAUCUUCAUAACACAACAAAAUGUUACUAUUCAUCAUUGCAUUAUAUUAGUCAGUUAAUCUGUCUUUCUUGUCCCUAGUUGUCAAUUCAAUACCAUCUCAGUAAAACCCAGACAGUUUAUUCAUCAUCAAGACUGUGAAAAGGGUUUCAAGAUUCAGAUAGUUUCUUCUGUAAUUCUAGAUGAAACCGAAGGGCAUUUUAGGAUAUAUCAGCUUCCAUGAUAAAGAUAACAUUUUAGAAAAGUUAUCGAGUUUCUUUUGCUACAACUAGCUGAGAUAGAACAGUAGCAGAGUACAUACCUCAUCAUGUCAAGCAAAGCCAUCACAAUAUUUCUCUUGCUCCUCAACAUCUCUUUGUUCCCAGCCAUCUCUGCUUUGAACCAAGAAGGCCUCUCUCUACUCUCAUGGCUUUAUAUCUUCAAUUCAUCUUAUUCUGCCACUUUCUUCGCUUCGUGGAAUGCAACCCACCAAAACCCUUGUAAAUGGGACUAUAUCGAAUGUAACAGCAAUGGGUUUGUUUCAGAAGUAACUAUUAGCUCUAUCAAUCUUGGCACAACCUUCCCUAUUCAGUUACUCUCUUUCAACUUCCUUACCACCCUUGUCCUUUCACAUGGAAACCUCACAGGAGCAAUUCCAUCUUCAAUUGGAAACUUGUCAUCGCUGGUCAGCUUGGAUCUCAGUGUCAAUGCUCUAACAGGAAGAAUACCACCAGAAAUCGGAAAAUUAUCCCAACUACAGCUCCUAUCACUGAGUUCUAAUUCCUUACACAAUGGAAUUCCGACUGAAAUCGGUAACUGCUCAAAGCUUCAACAACUUGAACUGUUUGAUAAUCAGCUCUCUGGAAGAAUUCCACUAGAAAUAGGGCAGUUAUGGGCUCUACAAAUCUUUCGAGCUGGGGGAAACCUGGGAAUUCAUGGAGAGAUGCCAAUGCAGAUAUCACAAUGCAAAGAACUAGUUUUUCUUGGUCUUGCAGAUACCGGGAUUUCAGGGAAUAUUCCAUAUAGUAUUGGAGAGUUGAAGAAUCUCAAGACUCUUUCAGUAUACACAGCAAAUCUCACUGGUGAGAUUCCACCUGAAAUUGGUAAUUGCUCGGCCUUGGAAGAUCUGUUUGUGUAUCAGAACCAAAUUUUUGGAGAGAUUCCAAGUGAACUAAGCUUGCUGAAAAAUCUCAAAAGAUUGUUACUUUGGCAAAACAACCUUAGUGGGUGCAUUCCAGGAUCUCUUGGAAAAUGUUCAGGCUUGACGGUCGUUGAUUUCUCAAUAAAUUCUCUAACGGGUGAGAUUCCUCCAUCUCUUGUGAAUUUAAGUGCUUUGGAGGGGCUUCUUUUGUCCGAGAACAACAUUUCUGGAAAAAUUCCACCAUUCUUUCGAAACUUUUCCCGCUUGAAGCAACUUGAAUUGGAUAACAACAGAUUCUCCGGGGAGAUUCCACCCACCAUCGGGGAAUUAAACGAGCUCUCUCUGUUCUUUGCUUGGAAAAAUCAACUUCACGGAAGCAUACCAUCCGAGCUGGCCAACUGCAAGAAGCUUCACGCGAUGGAUCUCUCACACAAUUAUCUUACUGGGUCAGUUCCAAACUCACUUUUCAAUCUCAAGAACUUAACCGAAUUGUUGUUGAUAUCAAAUGAACUCUCUGGAGGAAUUCCAGCAGCUAUUGGCAAUUGCACCAGCUUGACACGUUUAAGGCUGGGUUCAAACGUUUUAGCUGGUCAAAUUCCACCAGAAAUUGGGCUAUUACAAAGUUUGAGUUUUCUAGAGUUGUCACAAAAUCAAUUUACCGGAGAAAUCCCUCCAGAGAUUGGCAACUGCACUCAGCUAGAAAUGCUUGAUUUGCAUGAAAAUAAGCUCCAAGGCAUGAUCCCAACCUCCAUUGAAUCUCUUGUAGAACUGAAUGUUCUAGACCUCUCCAUGAACAAAAUAUCAGGCAUCAUUCCUCAGAAUUUGGGCAAGCUCAAAUUUUUAAACAAACUUGUAUUAAAUGGGAACUACAUUACUGGUUUGAUUCCUAAAUCACUGGGAGUAUGCAAGGAUUUGCAGUUGUUGGAUAUGAGCAACAACAGAAUCAGUGGUUUAAUCCCCGAUGAGAUUGGUCACCUGCAAGGAUUAGAUAUCUUAUUGAAUUUGAGUUGGAAUUUUUUGAGUGGACCCAUCCCAGAAGGCUUUUCAAACUUUUCACAGCUUGCAAACUUGGAUCUCUCUCACAAUAUGUUAACAGGAAGCCUAAGAGUACUGGGUAAUCUGGACAAUCUUGCUUUUCUGAAUGUCUCGUAUAAUAAUUUCUCCGGUUUUCUUCCCAAUACCAAGUUCUUCCAGGACCUCCUGGACACUGUUUUCCUUGGUAAUCCAGAGCUCUGCACUAACAGAAACAAGUCCAAGCUUAGCACAAACCUACACAGUAGCAGAUAUACUAAAAGCCUCAUUAUAUUGUCAGUACUCAGCAUAACUGCUACUACAACAAUUGUGACUAUUGGAGUAAUUUCUCUCAUCAGAGCGCAAGGAAAUAAAGUUGGGCGGAAUGAUGAAGAAGAUGAACUGGAGUGGGAAAUCACCCCAUUCCAAAAGUUGAACUUCUCGGUGGAUGAUAUUGUGACAAAGCUUUUGGAUUCUAACAUUGUUGGAAAGGGUUGUUCAGGAGUGGUCUAUCGUGUUGAAACCCCAACGCGACAGGUCGUUGCGGUGAAGAAGCUGUGGCCAACAAAGAGUGAUGAGUUUCCAGAGAGAGACUUGUUUUCUGCAGAAGUUACAACACUUGGAUCAAUAAGGCAUAAAAAUAUAGUGAGGCUUCUGGGCUGUUGCAAAAAAGGAAAAAGUAGAUUGCUCUUGUUUGAUUACAUCAGUAAUGGAAGUUUAGCUGGAUUGCUCCAUGAGAAGAAGAUAUUCUUGGACUGGGAUGCGAGGUAUAAGAUCAUACUGGGAGCUGCUCAUGGUUUGGCUUAUCUUCACAAUGAUUGCUUUCCUCCCAUAGUUCAUCGCGAUGUGAAGUCCAACAACAUCUUGGUGGGAUCACAGUUUGAAGCUUUCAUUGCAGAUUUUGGGCUUGCAAAGCUUGUUAAAUCUUCAGAUUAUUCAAGUGUUUCCAACACAGUAGCGGGUUCUCAUGGGUACAUAGCUCCUGAAUAUGGAUAUAGCUUAAGGAUCACAGAGAAGAGUGACGUAUAUAGCUAUGGCAUUGUGCUCCUAGAGGUCCUAACAGGGAUGGAACCAACUGAUCGGCGGAUUCCUGAGGGGGGCCACAUUGUUAGUUGGGUUAACCAGGAACUACGAGAAAAGCAUAGAGAAUUCACAUCAAUUCUUGAUCAGCAACUACUUCAGAGAUCUGGCACACAAAUUCAAGAGAUGCUUCAAGUGCUUGGGGUGGCUCUACUUUGUGUGAACCUUUGCCCAGAGGAGCGACCCACAAUGAAAGAUAUCAUAGCAAUGCUCAAAGAGAUCAAGCACGAAAAUGAAGAUUUCGAAAAACCCAAUUCUAUCAAAAAGGAAUUAGUAACCAACCUGAAAGCAGCAGCUCACUGUUCUAGUUUCUCUAGAUCGUCUGAACCCCUAAUUAGAUCACCUUCCCAUUUGUCAUAGUUAUUUCAAAGUCUUAUGUUUGAAUUAAUUGAUUUUUACAUGUAACAAAUAUAUUGUAUAGAUUAAUAUUAAAAAUUUGUAAGAAGGUUUAAUAUUGAUUGUAUAUUGAUAUUCUACUUUCCUUCAUUCCAUUUGGGAAAUAAAUUGUUACUCUUAUGACU